Messenger RNA from Marchantia polymorpha subsp. ruderalis, 1140 nucleotides. Lineage: Eukaryota; Viridiplantae; Streptophyta; Marchantiopsida; Marchantiales; Marchantiaceae. The record is from the annotation of a GenBank genome assembly.
UCACUUCCUUCUGAAAGUGUGUUGCAGUCAACAACAACAUUCCGUGGUGGUGACAGUAGGUUUUUUGAGCACAAAAUUGGAACACGAGAGGUUUGAAGAUGGAUUCCCCAACUGCUGCAGCCUGGACCAAGGCUCUACUUCUUCUCGUGGUUACACUGGUGGCCCAGGCCCAACCAGAUCAAGAGUUCAGCUAUAGUUUCCCACAAAACUGGGGCGGCGACUGCACAUAUGGCAAUGUUCAGUCGCCGAUAAACAUUCCACGAGCCACUUCGCUAGUGGAUACAAGUCUGCCAGUUAAUCCUAUUACAAACUACACACGUAAUGCAGGAAAACUAUACAACAAUGGCUACAGUCCAGAAAUUGUUCCAAAGCAUCCAGGAGGUUUCGGCACCUUAACGAUAGAUGGUAAGGUUUACAAGGUGAUCAAUGUCCACUUUCAUCAACCAGCUGAGCAUACAAUCAACGUCUUCAUCAGGUAUGCUUUGGAAAUGCAUAUUGAACAUCAAAGCGCCAACGGAGAUAUAGCCAUGCUUGCGGUGUUUUUUACGCAGGGUUCGACCCCUAGCUCAUUCUUGGAAAAGUUCCUGGACCUUCUGCCGGAGAUUUCUGAAUCUGGCUCGACACCGAUUGCAGUCAACCUGAAGCUGGAUAAACCAGUGGGCAAGUAUGCUCGUUAUACUGGAUCCUUGAGUACGCCACCUUGCACUGAGGGCGUGAAGUGGAUUGUCAUGCUUGACCCUAUCACGAUGACCAGGAAUCAGUUAGACCGAUACAGGGCCAGCUUCCCAACACCAAGCGCAAGAUUCCUGAAGCCAAUUAAUGGAAGAGUCAUCAGGCUGUCUCCAUAGUUGGUAUAAUUUUGAUAUCAGCCACCUUAGAGACGAUGGCCAAAAACCGUAUUCUGAAGACUCUAAAAUGAGGCUUACGGAAUAUGCGCGGCUUAUCUCUGUAACAGGAUUACUAGUAACGAAAGAAUUGGAAGCCAUUGGGUCUGAAAGAAACGGCAUGAGCAGCCUGUAUAACUGUUAAUAAAGCAAGCUUCUCAAGUACAAUGAAGGAGUUAUAAUGUAUUUGGUGCACCGUAGGUCCAACUUUUCUUCUUCUGAUACAUUCUUACAACGGUCUGACCAGUGUAAUCAA